Messenger RNA from Girardinichthys multiradiatus, 2688 nucleotides. RefSeq lists its product as uncharacterized. The coding region runs from base 132 to 2510 and encodes 792 amino acids. Lineage: Eukaryota; Metazoa; Chordata; Actinopteri; Cyprinodontiformes; Goodeidae. The transcript has 18 exons. Gene Ontology annotation, biological process: mitotic spindle assembly; microtubule-based movement. Gene Ontology annotation, cellular component: spindle microtubule; nucleus. The record is from RefSeq and is a predicted model, not a curated record. Gene Ontology annotation, molecular function: plus-end-directed microtubule motor activity; ATP binding; microtubule binding.
UGACGGUUUUCAUUGGUAGCUCUUCUAGCAAGUAGUGGUUAGGUGGAAGGUAAUUUUAGUAAAUUAUUUGAUCUUAUGAAUGAUCAAAGUUGGUUUUCCUAGGUAGUAGCACAGUUUUUGAUUUAACCAUAAUGGAAACUGAGAACAUGCAGCCUGUUGACAUGGAUUUGACAGGAGAUUUUUCUGUCAGCAGUCAUUUAGUCCAACAGACUGUGAUGUCUGGUGGAGCUGAGCAGCAGAUGAUGCAAAUUUACCUCAGAGUCCGGCCCUUUUCCGAAGAGGAGCUCUCUGCCAAUGAGGAUCAGGACUGUGUUGUGAUUGAAGACGGACAGACAGUGACUCUGAACGCGCCGAAGGGGUCUGCCAACAUGAAGAGCAGCGAGAAGGGAAUUGGCUUGUCCAUUCAUAAAUUCACCGUCUCAAAGGUUUUUGGACCACAGACGACUCAAGGUGAACUGUUUGAGGACACGGUGAAAAGCCAAGUGUUUGAUUUCUUAGAAGGAAAAAAUGCUUUGAUUUUCAGCUAUGGUGUAACCAAUGCUGGGAAAUCCUUCACAAUCCAAGGAACACUGAAAGAUCCAGGGAUUCUUCCAAGAGUGUUGGUUGCCACCUUUCACUACAUGGGAGGUCAUCAGUACAAAGAAAUGGACCUAAAACCGUAUCUGAGGAAUGGUGCACAGUGUCUGGAUCCUGACCAAGUCAAGCAGGAGAGAACUGCUAAAAUGGCUAUUCUUGCCUCAAUCAGAGAAGAAGGUGAUCAUCAAAGAACCAGGAGCAGUUCAGAGCCCCUGAUCACUUCUGACAGCUGUCUUUCAUCUUUCUCUUCAUCCAACAAUCUAACAGUGUUCUCCGGCAGCCCAGCAGAAGCCAGUAGCGACCAGUUUGCCCUGUGGGUGGCGUUUUUUGAAAUCUACAAUGAGUGCGUGUAUGACCUCCUCCAGCCGACGCUUUCCAAGAAGCGCUCGUCUCUACGCGUGUGUGACGACGGGGCUGGAAAUGCUUAUGUGAAAGAUCUCAGGUGGAUUAACAUCCAGAAUCUGAGCGAAGCCAACAAGUUGCUUCAAUUUGGAAAUAAAAACAGAAGUGCUGCAGCCACUAAGAUGAAUCAGUCCUCAAGCAGAAGCCAUGGAAUAUUCACCAUGAAGUUACUGAAGAUUGAGGGAAAGACCUUGAAAAGGAUUUCUGAGUUCUCUCUGUGUGACCUGGCUGGUUCGGAAAGAUGCAACAAAACAAAGACAUUUGGAGAGCGACUAAAGGAAGCCGGGAAUAUCAACAAUUCCCUCCUGAUUUUGGGCAAAUGCAUCAACUUCCUCCGUAACAAUCAGACUGACAGAAUGAAGGUCGGCUACAUUCCUUUCCGUGAAAGCAAGCUCACCAAGCUCUUCCAGGCUUUUUUUUGCGGCAAAGGAAUGGCCUCAAUGAUCGUCAACAUCAACCAGUGUGCAUCCACUUAUGAUGAGACCCUUCAUGUUAUGAAAUUUUCUGCUGUCGCUAAACAGGUGGUGCAGGUGAUUCAAGACAAGCAUGUGGUGUCUCUGGCCCCUUGUCUGGUCGGUCGAGAUGGGAAGCCACUGUUGAGGGAUGGUGUGAUUGACAAUCGGGUGCUAGAGAGCUACCUGUCUGAAGACGAGUUGCUUGACGAAGAGGAUGAGGGUGACAUGAGUUUGCUGCCGCAGAAUGAGCUUCUGAACACGAUUGAGAACCUGCGGACUAAGCUCUUUGCUGAGCGAAAGAAGAAUCUGGUGCAGGAAAUGGAAAUCCGUAAAGAAAUGGGAGAUGCCAUGUUGCAACAGCUCUUGGAGAGCGAAGAACUCCGCAUUCGGGAGAUUGAAGAGCUGAAAGAGAGUCAUGCAGAAAAGCUGGAGAACACGUUUGAACUGUACAGAGAUGCAAUCAAGGAGCAUGCUUAUCAGUGCGCAAUGAACAAUCUGGAGGAUAAUUAUGUACCGCUUGAUGAGUUCACCGCUGAACAGGAGAAAGCUGAGACCCUAAGACGUAAAGUGUUUGAGUUGGAGGACUUGGUGGCCGGCACAAGGGGUUUUGCAUUAGUUUCAACAGUGGAGAAAUGGUGCCAGACAGAACCGUUGCCAGAUGUAGCAGAAGCAGAUCAUCGAUGCAAACAUCUUUACCAAGAAAAAUGUGUCCAUGAAAGAAUGUGUGAGGAUAAGCAACAGUUGAUUUUAUCUUUAGAGAAAAGGCUAAUGGCUCUAAGCCAAACUCUGGAAGAUGUCAGGGAUAGUUUUCUGGAGAAAUCAGCUGAUCUGGAGGCUCUGCAGAAGAAGGCUGACAAACAGUCAAAAUCAACAGGAGAUGUUCUGCGGCAAAAUGCUGAAAAGGACAGGGAGAUUGCCUCGCUUAAGACUCAAAUUGAAAAGCUCUCCCAGAAGUGCCCUGUGCAGCCCAAGACAAAGAGAGGCCUUCUGGCCAACAUCAAGGAGGCAGUCACAUCACCUCGGAAGGGUACAUCCAGCCGCAAUCUCGGGAAAACUCCCAAGACUCCCCAACACUGAAAAUCCCAGCACCUGUACUUUCUGUAAGGGGUUUAGAAAUGUAACUAUGUAUUUUUAACUCUGCAACAUUUUAGGAGUAUCUUGCAAAAUCUCCACAAAAAGUAUAAAAUGUAACCUAUUCCCAGGCAUUCUUGUUUUUAACAUUUUAAAUGUUUUAAUAAAAUUCUGUUGACCCCAA